AUGUUUAAAAAUAUCACAGUAUUCGGAACGCAUCCCGCCCCUAUAUUUGCUACAUGUUUUGCUCGUUUUCUUUGUUUUUUACUCUAUAAAUAAACAUUAAACACUUCGAAUGGUCCUAUAAAUAACUCGCGUGAUUGUGCGUUCAACCUAGUAUCAGUUUAAAAGUCAACUUCGUCUAGUAACCGGCGAAAUGCGAUAUUAUUUAUUAACGAUAGUUUUCAGUUCUGUGUUUGCGUUUGAAAAAGAUGUUACAUUCACAGUUCAGCCUGGCCACACGGACUGUUUCUUCCAGAAAGUCAAGCCCAAUGAAGUUAUCGAUAUUGAAUAUCAGGUGAUAGAUGCGACACAUGGGGAGUUGGACAUCUCGUUCCAGCUGGCAGACGCAGUGGGUCGGGUCCUGGUGGCGGACUACAAGAAACCUGAGAACAGUCACCGACACACCGCCACCGUGGAGGGCGACUAUAGGUUCUGCUUCGAUAACAGUUUCAGCACAUUCAGCACCAAAACUGUAUUUUUCGAUCUGAUGACGACGAGCGACGACGCGCCCGAACACGACUACGGCGGGGACAAAGAGAUGGAGCUGGGCAACUCUCUGGAGUCGUACAUAAUGAAAGUUCGCGACAUCUCCGAGUCCAUAAACCGCGUCAAGGACAACGUGGGCGCGGCGCGGAGGCUCCAGGAAGCGCACUCCGCGAGAGAAGCCAGGGACAGAAACAUAGCUGAAGAAAUGAACGCCAGAGUAAUGACGUGGUCCAUGUGGCAAAUCGUGCUCAUGAUCGGAGUUGGGAUCACACAAGUAAUCUUCGUGCGGAGUUUGUUCGAAGACAAACACAAUCGCUUCAGGAAGCUAAUUCCCAGCUUCAGCUCGCAAUGACACUAGUCACAACCCACCCCAGUGCGUCUCAACUAGCCCCAGUACGUAACAACUCGCCCCAGUACG
Cydia amplana is the source of this 940-nucleotide messenger RNA. Its product is annotated as transmembrane emp24 domain-containing protein 5-like. The coding region runs from base 191 to 874 and encodes 227 amino acids. Lineage: Eukaryota; Metazoa; Arthropoda; Insecta; Lepidoptera; Tortricidae. The transcript is spliced from 6 exons. Gene Ontology annotation, cellular component: COPII-coated ER to Golgi transport vesicle; endoplasmic reticulum; Golgi apparatus. The record is from RefSeq and is a predicted model, not a curated record. Gene Ontology annotation, biological process: endoplasmic reticulum to Golgi vesicle-mediated transport; intracellular protein transport; Golgi organization.